CAGUACCAAUUUGGUGGAUUACGACAUAAAGCAGCGAGAACUGUGUUUUGUUAAUUUUUCGAAAUGGUUUUGUUAACGCUUGCCCUGCUGGGUGUGGCAAUAGCCUUAUUGUACAAGUUCUACCAGAAUUCUUUCAACUAUUGGAAUCAUCGUGGAGUGCCAUUUGAGCGCCCUCUUCCGUUUAUUGGGAAUAUGAAAGGCCUUGGCAGGAAAUAUCACUUUCGUGAUAUUAAUGGCAGACUUUAUAAAAAAUUCAAAGGCACUGCGCCGUUCGCGGGAAUGUUCAUGUUUUUCAAACGAGUCGCUUUCAUAAUCGAUCUUGAUCUUGUCAAACAAGUUCUCAUUAAGGAUUUUAAGAACUUCCAGGAUCGUGGAGUUUUCAACAACGUUCGUGACGAGCCUCUAACCGGACAUUUGUUCACUCUCGAGGGCGAAGAAUGGAAAGCCAUGAGGCACAAGUUGACGCCUGUUUUCACCUCCGGCAAGAUGAAGCACAUGUUUGGUAGUGUCGUUCAGGUCAGUGAGCAUUUGACCAGCACAAUGGGUAAAUAUGCAAGUGCAGCAAAAACAGAUGGAGGAGAUGUGGAAAUUAAGGAACUUUGUGCCCGGUUCACCACAGAUGUUAUUGGUACUUGUGCAUUUGGCUUAGAAUGCAACAGUUUGGCAGAUCCCAAUGCUGAAUUCCGCUCUAAAGGUCGUAUGUUGUUCGAAAAGCCGCGUCAUAAUCAGUUGGUUCAAAGCUUCAUAUUCACAAAUGGAAAUCUCGCUAAAAAAAUGAGAUUAAAGGCUUUGCCCGAUGAUCUCCACAAUUUUUUCAUAAACGCUGUUCGAUCGACAGUUGAUUAUCGACUUAAAAAUAAUAUUAAGCGGAACGAUUUCCUCGAUCAGCUUAUCCAAUUGCGUGCAGAAAAUCAGGAAGAAGCUCGUCGAGGAAAUGGAAUUGAUCUCUCAAAAGGAUUAUCGCUGGAGCAGAUGGCAGCACAGUGUUUUGUUUUCUUUAUUGCCGGAUUCGAAACAUCCUCCAGCACCAUGGCCUUCUGCCUUUAUGAAUUGGCUCUACAACAAGAUAUUCAACAGCGUUUACGCGAUGAGAUUGAAAAUGUUCUGAAAGAUGUGUCCAACGGAGAACUUACUUACGAAGCCAUGAACCAAAUGACUUAUUUGGAACAAGUACUUUUAGAAACCCUACGAAAACACUCGAUCCUGCCUCAUCUUUUACGUGUGGCAGGUGAGGACUAUAAGGUGCCUGGCACUGAUAAAAUCAUCGAGAAAGGAACAACACUCCUAAUUCCUGUGCACAACAUUCAUCGUGAUCCCGAAUAUUAUCCCGAUCCCGAUCGUUUUGAUCCUUCGCGUUUCGAACCAGAAGCUAUCAAGGCGCGUCAUCCAUAUGCCUACUUGCCAUUUGGAGAUGGACCUCGCAACUGCAUUGGUGAACGAUUUGGCAAAAUGCAGGCCAAGAUUGGUCUGAUCUCGCUAUUGCGUCACUUUAAGUUUGGCGUAUCUGAUCGCACCGAAAUACCGUUGAUCCUUGAAACUCGCAGCUUCACAUUAAGUAGUAAACAUGGCGUUCAUCUAAAGGUGGAACAAAACAAAUGCAUACAGAAAGCUUUCACUGUUCUAAAUGUUUACGUAAAAAAAAAAAACGGUUGUCAGUUUCAAUGUGAACAACCAGCUGAAAUCACCAUGUUGACGCUACUAAUAUUACUAGUUAUCUUUAUUGGCCUUGUCUAUGUCUGGCUGCAUCAGUUCUAUGGCUAUUGGCGCCGGCGCGGGGUAGCAGGUGAAAAGCCCAUCUUUGGCUUUGGUAAUAUGCGAGGCUUCGCACGAACUCUGCACUGGACGGAUAUCAAUCAACGCAUCUAUCGCCAGUUCAGUACUCAGGAACGUUUCUGUGGCUAUUUUACAUUCUUUAGCAAGGCGCUCUUUGUGAUGGAUCUGGAUCUGAUUCGGAGGAUCAUGAUCACAGACUUUAAGUCUUUUGCGGAUCGUGGACUUUUUCACAAUGUGCGCGAUGAUCCUCUAACUGGAAAUCUGCUAUUUUUGGAUGGGGAACAGUGGCGUUGGCUACGACAACACCUCACACCGGUAUUUAGUUCGGGUAAAAUGAAAUUCAUGUUUCCCACAAUCGUAAAAGUGGGCGAACAACUGUCACGCACAGCAGAGCAGUCGCUGGGUGAAUUCGAGGCAAAGGAUCUUUGUGCUAGAUUCACUACCGAUGUCAUCGGCAGCUGCGCCUUUGGACUGGAAUGCAACAGUCUCUCAAAUCCCAAUUCAGAGUUCCGCCAAAUGGGUCGUUUGGUGACUGAGAAACCACAUCACAACACCUUUGUCCAGGCGUUUAUGUUUGCUCAGCCGAGUCUGGCUCGUCGCUUGCGUCUGCGUCUCUUUCGGCCCGAGGUAAGCAGCUUCUUCAUAGAAACCGUGCGUCAGACCCUAGAGUAUCGGAAGCGCGAGCACAUUAAACGCAAUGAUCUUAUCCAACUGCUCAUGGAGCUAGCCAGUGAGGCUGGGCUUAGUUUUGAGCAAAUUGCGGCCCAGGCAAUGGUAUUUUUCCUGGCUGGAUUCGAUACCUCCUCGACCACGAUGUCCUUUUGCCUGUACGAGUUGGCACUUAAUCCCGAAAUCCAGCAGCAACUGCGUCUGGAGAUUAACGCCACAUUGGAGCGAUACAAUCAACAACUUAGCUACGAAUGCUUGCAGGAGAUGACUUACCUCAGUCAGGUGGUCGACGAAACAUUGCGCAAAUAUCCCAUUUUGCCACACAUUCUACGACGCACGACCAGCAGCUACAAAGUACCGGAUAGCGAUCUUAUUCUAGAACCAGAAACGAGAAUAAUGAUACCAGUGCACAGCAUCCACCACGAUCCAAAACUUUAUCCCGAUCCCGAACGUUUCGAUCCAAAGCGUUUUGACCCCGAUGCUAUCAAAACACGUCAUCCAUUCGCUUAUUUACCCUUCGGACAUGGACCCCGCAUUUGCAUUGGCGAAAGAUUUGGCUUGCUACAAGUUAAAAUUGGCAUUGUAAUGUUGCUGCGUCAUUAUCAUUUUGACGUCACCCCACAAACUCAAAUUCCACUACAAUUCUUUAAACGCAAUUUUCUCAUUGCUACCGAGUCAGGCAUUCACCUAAAAAUGAAGCGUCUCUGAUGGCAUCUAAUCGUAAUUAGCGAGUGUGUUUUACUGAAUUGUUACUAUAGGUCGGGUUCGCUGGUUAAAGAUAAACAAUUUAAUAGCAGCAAUAAAAACUGUUCAUGCCUAACCUACUCAAAACUACGCACUCAAAAAAAUCAACAUCACAAGUAAAAAAGCUUGAAAUAAGCUUAUAAAUUGAAAGCUCAAAUUGUUAUUAUCGCCGUCUGUUUAUAUCUGAAAUUAUUCUCAGAUUCUCUCUGUCUAUGUCAUUCUCUGUGUUCUCAUUCUGUUUGUUAGCGUUGAUCAACAAUAAUAAUAUUGUGAACGUAUAUGUAAAUGUUGUAUACCCUUCUUUGUAAUUUGAAAAUAAAUGUGAUAUUUGUAAAUAAU
Molecule: messenger RNA, 3525 nt
Organism: Drosophila sulfurigaster albostrigata
Lineage: Eukaryota; Metazoa; Arthropoda; Insecta; Diptera; Drosophilidae
Exons: 3
Coding region: 64-3150 (1028 amino acids)
Molecular function (GO): heme binding; iron ion binding; monooxygenase activity
Source: RefSeq, a predicted model, not a curated record